Molecule: messenger RNA, 1275 nt
Organism: Amoebophrya sp. A120
Lineage: Eukaryota; Dinophyceae; Syndiniales; Amoebophryaceae
Source: the annotation of a GenBank genome assembly
CGCACCGCACACUGGUGGAGAUGAUGAUGAAAGCGGUGUGCGCCCGAUCCACACGGGUCGUGCACCUACUUCCUAUUAUACCAGUGCCGCGAGUAGGAACAACUCGCCGCCGUCUUUUCCUUCGUCUUCCGUUCAACAUCCGCCUGAGAUCGUGUCCCGCGAAACCUCGGGGGACGCCAUUUCGAACCAACAGACCGCCGCGGGGGAUUUUCACGACAUCGCCGCUGAAGCCACGACGAACUCGUCUACCUCGCAUAAGCUAGUGCUGCCCACCAUCAGAUCCUCGUCGUCCAUAAAGGUAGAUGUUGAUGAUCAUGACUCGUCCCGAGUAGACCAAGCGGUGCACGAGGCAAGAACUGCUAGACCUGCUGUUGCAGCAGGCGGGGGUCUGGGUUUCUUCUCCUCUGCUGCCGCAUCAACCUCCGACAAUCAGGUCGCUGAUCGAGCAAAAGAGCGAAGUCCAAGCGAAGAAAAAGCCUGGCUCAAUGACUGGACCUAUUUGGAUAGUGACGGGAGCGACAGCGAGGAAAUGAUUGCGGAAGAAGGGCUAGGUGGGCAAGGGUUUCUUCUUGUUCGAGAGGACGACCGAGAUCAUGUUGAACAAGCGGCCGCUCCUCCUGCUGGAUCUUCACGAGCAGGAGCUGGGCAUCGGCAGCGCGCUAGUACCUCGUCCUCCAGAACGAGAAAAUUAUCUGUCCCUGAGACGAGAAAGUGGUUGAAGACCACCACCACUUCCAGAAGAAACCCGCGCGACAUGGUCUCCGAGUCGCCGAGUAGCGUGCGGAGGUUCGAUAAGGCCAUUGUAGAAGCGGCGGAAAAGCUGGAGCAAGAAGACGCUCUGCGUAAGCGACCGACGGGGGGGUCGACCGCGUUUAUUGGAAUGAGAAAUAGGGCACCAACAAGACGGAGCUACCUCGCGCGAAAAAUGAAAAUAAAUGGAAUAAAUAAAAAGCAGGUCGAAAUGAUGAACAUUAGACAUGUUCAUCAUAGUACCUCCGGAAGUAGAAAUAAGCCAAUGAAUGAUACAACCAGAGCAGCUGCGACCACGUCGAGAUCGCCAGGAAGAAGAAUUGCAGAUAGAGAAAGUUCAGGGAAGAUGAAAACGACGAGUACAACUUCUGCAGUUUUUACUAGCAGAACUACAACAAAACAGCAGCAGUAUCCAAAGGAGAAGCUAGCCGACGUGUUCGAUAUUCUACGCACCCAGUCAGUUUUCGAGAUCAACAACCCGGAGCACCAGCCGGCGGUAUCGCAAACGACGCUGCCUUUAGCGAC